Molecule: messenger RNA, 957 nt
Organism: Sugiyamaella lignohabitans
Lineage: Eukaryota; Fungi; Ascomycota; Dipodascomycetes; Dipodascales; Trichomonascaceae
Gene: YNG2
Product: histone acetyltransferase YNG2
Exons: 1
Coding region: 1-957 (318 amino acids)
Biological process (GO): regulation of DNA-templated transcription
Cellular component (GO): Rpd3L-Expanded complex; Rpd3L complex; nucleus
Source: RefSeq, a predicted model, not a curated record
AUGAAGUUUUAUGAGACGAGGAAACGGAUUCAACAGCGCGAUAACCAGAUUCAUAAGUUUAUUCGGGCAAAUGGGUCGUUGGCAGAUAAUCCGAAAGAGGCAGCGGCGUAUCCGAAGAUUCGCGCUGAUUUCGAGAAGGCCAUGGGUAUCCAGCAGGCCAAGUGCGAUCUCGCCAAUACGGGGCUUUAUAUUAUUUCCAAACAGGUCAAGAAACUGAACGACGAUAUUAAGAAACUCGAGGAAGAAGGACUUCUAGCACCAGCAUCGCCAUCGGCAUCAAAUGGUCUGUAUUCCUCGUAUAAUACCGACUCGGCUCCGUCGACCAGACAGGGGUCGGUUCCGGCUGGUAGAGAGUCGACACAUGGACCUGGCGCUACUAGUGGCAGAAGUGGUGCUCUUGCCAGUUCUAGAAUGGCUUCUUCAACUGCUAUUACUGCUGGAAUAUCGGGAUCAGACAGGAAACGGGGUUCACCAGCUCCUGGCGCGUCACGGAGUUCCACUCCAAUGGCAUCAGCUCGGCCAUCAAAACGACAACGUCUUGCAAUGGUGGCAAUGGAUGAUGAUUUAUCGACAGCAGCUUCGUCUCCAAAUGGAGUUUCUGUUAAACAUACAUCGAACCGACCUCUUGGUGCUUCUUCUGCUGCUGUUAUGAACAGCGCUAAUGGAUUAGGUGUCCCGAUGUCUGGAGGUGUUGGCAGUCAUAAUGGCGGUCUAACGAGUGCUGUUCGUGAAGAAGAAGAGGUUCUUUAUUGUACAUGUCAACAGGUGUCGUUUGGAAACAUGGUUGCCUGUGAUAACCCCGACUGUCAGUACGAAUGGUUCCACUACGACUGUGUCGGUUUGAAGGAACCGCCUUCCGGUACCUGGUACUGUCCUACCUGUACCAAAGAACGGAAAGAAGCCCGCGAUGCCGGUCCCGACUUCAAAGACACCUCGUCCAACAAACGACGCAAGUAA